This is a messenger RNA of Carya illinoinensis, 1026 nucleotides long. Its product is annotated as proteasome subunit alpha type-5-like. The record is from RefSeq and is a predicted model, not a curated record. Gene Ontology annotation, cellular component: proteasome core complex; nucleus; proteasome core complex, alpha-subunit complex. The transcript has 10 exons. Lineage: Eukaryota; Viridiplantae; Streptophyta; Magnoliopsida; Fagales; Juglandaceae. Gene Ontology annotation, biological process: proteasome-mediated ubiquitin-dependent protein catabolic process. Bases 175 to 888 code for a protein of 237 amino acids.
CAGCAAUGGAGCAAAGGCCCAAGCCCGUGAGAAAAGCCUUCUUCCCCGACAAGAAACCUGAACCUUUACUCCUCUGUUCUCCAUCAGACUCGGAACGGCUCUCUGCUUUCUUUCUCUCACUCACGCUCAUCAUUCAAACCGAUUGUAGGUUUUUCUUAUCUAGUUUCAUCGAAGAUGUUUCUCACAAGGACUGAGUAUGACAGAGGAGUCAACACAUUCUCUCCGGAAGGGCGAUUGUUUCAGGUUGAAUAUGCCAUUGAGGCCAUCAAGCUUGGUUCAACUGCAAUUGGGUUGAAGACAAAAGAAGGCGUUGUUCUCGCAGUUGAGAAACGAAUCACUUCACCACUACUGGAACCAAGUAGUGUGGAGAAAAUUAUGGAAAUUGAUGAUCAUAUUGGAUGUGCCAUGAGUGGGUUGAUUGCUGAUGCCCGCACACUUGUUGAGCACGCACGUGUGGAAACUCAAAACCACAGGUUCUCCUACGGUGAGCCAAUGACUGUGGAAUCUACAACACAAGCUCUUUGUGAUCUGGCCCUACGAUUUGGCGAAGGUGAUGAAGAAUCUAUGUCUCGACCUUUUGGAGUUUCUCUUCUCAUUGCUGGUCAUGAUGAGAAUGGGCCCUGCUUAUACUAUACUGAUCCAUCUGGCACAUUUUGGCAAUGCAAUGCAAAAGCUAUUGGUUCAGGUUCAGAGGGUGCAGACAGCUCUUUGCAAGAGCAAUACAACAAGGACAUAACUCUUCAAGAAGCCGAAACUAUUGCUCUUUCCAUUCUGAGGCAGGUCAUGGAAGAAAAGGUGACUCCCAAUAAUGUUGACAUUGCAAAGGUGUCUCCAACAUACCAUCUAUAUACACCUUCUGAGGUAGAAGCCGUCAUUAAUCGCCUAUGAGUGCAGGCCUUCGCAUGGCAAAUCAUCCUCCACUUCCUGUUGUUGCAAUACUGUGUUUAAUUAGUUUGAUGGGGAAAAUAUUGUAUUUGUUUUUGCUUUUGAGAUUCAAGUUCGUAAUUUUCAUUUGGUUUUGGGUCA